AUGCGCGCGCACAGGAGACGAACGACUUGCGAAAAGUUCACCUUGCUUAGCUUUAUGGAGUACCAGUAGUCAGUUUGCUUUCUUUUCUGCAUAUUAUUAUAUAUGCAACGACGCGACGGUCAGAUCGAUUUAUAGCAGAGCAGUAGUUACGUUGAUCGAUCAGUUUGAGAGUUUGCUAGCGCUAGAUAGAGCUAUAGUAUAGGGCUCGAAGAUGACGACGAGCUCAUGGAGCGGCCUGCUUGUGAUAUCCUGUAUGUUAUUGAUGAGCUGGGCGGCGGCGGCGGUGGACAUGUCGCCGGUGCGGUUCGACGCCGCCUACAUGCCGCUCUUCGGAGGGGACAACCUCGUUCCCUCGCCUCACGCCCGCACCGUCCUCCUCAAACUCGACCGCUUCACCGGUUCUGGAUUCGUGUCCAAGUCGGCGUACCACCAUGGAUUCUUCAGUGCUUCCAUCAAGCUUCCUCAUGACUACACCGCCGGCGUCGUCGUCGCCUUCUACCUGUCCAAUGGCGACGUGUUCCCGGGGCAGCACGACGAGCUGGACUUCGAGCUGUUGGGCAACCGGCGAGGCCACGCAUGGCACGUCCAGACCAACAUGUACGGCAACGGCAGCACCGGGCGCGGCCGCGAGGAGCGCUACCUCCUCCCCUUCGACCCCACCGCCGCCCCGCACUCGUACGCCAUCGCCUGGACCCCCGCCGCCGUCAUCUUCUACAUCGACGCCAUCCCCAUCCGCGAGCUCGUUCGCUGCUCCUCCGGCGACUACCCCGCCAAGCCCAUGUCCGUCUACGCCACCAUCUGGGACGGCUCCGCCUGGGCCACCGACGGCGGCAGGCACAAGGUCGACUACGCCUACGCGCCCUUCACCGCCGUCUUCUCCGACCUCGUCGUCACCGGUGGUACUGACGACGACCACUGCGCCGCCAUGGGCCUGAUGACGUCGGAGGUGGCCGUGAUGACGCCGGCGAAGCGCGGCUCCAUGCGGCGGUUCCGGUCGCGGCACCUGACGUACAGCGCGUGCUACGACACGGUGCGCUACAACGGCACCGGCGUCGUCUUCCCGGAGUGCGACGAGUCGGAGCAAGACAACUUCCACGCAUGGGGCGAGUCCAAGCGUGUCAUCAACAGCAGAUCCAGUUCCAGCGCCACAUACGCCACUGGUUCAGGCGUGCGCAUCGACUAAUUUAUUUACUAGUACUGUGUAAUCUCAAUCAUGCAUUAUUCCACCAGUUGAUCCUGCUUCUAGAUGAUCGAUGAUGAGUUUGUACGUACGUGCACACUGACACAUUUUCCAGUUCAUAUAUAUACUCGUAUUUCCUUCGGUCGUUCGAUUCGAUUCGAUUCAA
This is a messenger RNA of Oryza sativa Japonica Group (Japanese rice), 1346 nucleotides long. RefSeq names its product probable xyloglucan endotransglucosylase/hydrolase protein 29. Gene Ontology annotation, biological process: cell wall biogenesis; xyloglucan metabolic process. Gene Ontology annotation, cellular component: cell wall; apoplast. Lineage: Eukaryota; Viridiplantae; Streptophyta; Magnoliopsida; Poales; Poaceae. The record is from RefSeq and is a predicted model, not a curated record. Gene Ontology annotation, molecular function: xyloglucan:xyloglucosyl transferase activity; hydrolase activity, hydrolyzing O-glycosyl compounds.